AUGUCAAAGCUAAUCGAGGUGUGUUUGAGGAAUUUGUGGACUCAGCGAGUCACCUUCGCCCGAAUGGGCUUGGAUCUGCAACCUGGCCAGGGGAAACGAGUCCUGCGAUCUCCUCUCCUCUACGGCAUCAUGGUCCUGGCCACCAGCUUUGAACUCUGUACGGUGUGCGCCUUUAUGGUGGAACAUCGCAAUCAGAUUGUUUUGUGUUCGGAGGCUCUGAUGCACGGCUUGCAAAUGAUUUCCUCAAUUCUCAAGAUGGCUAUCUUUCUGGUUAAGUCCCAGGACCUGGUUAGCCUGGUCAGGAUGAUUCAGGCACCGUUUCAAGGGGAGGACAUCGGUCUGGAACAGUGGCGCGUUCAGAACCGAAGAGGCCAGCUUCUGGCAGCCGUCUAUUUUAUGAUGUGUGCCGGGACGAGUGUGUCCUUUUGGGUGAUGCCUUUAGUGAUGACUCUGCUUAGAUUUUAUAGAACUGGAGAGUUUGUUCCUGUUAGUUCCUUUCGAGUGCUCCUCCCAUAUGAUGUCACACAGCCCUACAUCUAUGCCCUUGACUGUGGCCUUAUGGUAUUCGUCCUGACGUUCUUCUGCUGCUCCACCACUGCGGUGGACACACUCUACGGGUGGUGUGCCCUGGGAUUGAGUUCCCAAUACCGCCGUCUGGGUCAGAAACUAAAAAUACUUUCCGAAAAAUCCGAUCCAUCGCGAACCGAUCUGGGCUUGAGUGAACUAUUCUCGGAGCAUGCUCGUCUCCUUAAACUGAUAGGAUUCUUCAAUGCCAGCUUCAAGGAGAUAGCUUUCGUGGAGGUGCUGGUGAUCUGUGUCCUGUACUGCUCGGUGAUCUGCCAAUACAUCAUGCCGCAUACAAAUCAGAAUUUCGCCUUUCUUGGCUUCUUUUCAAUGGUGGUGACCACUCAGUUGUGUAUUUAUUUGUUUGGCGCCGAGCAGGUGCGUCUGGAGGCCGAAGGAUUCGCCAGGGAGCUGUACCAGGUGAUGCCCUGGCAAGGGCUAGGACCAGUUCAUCGAAGACUCCUGCUGAUUCCAUUGCAACGUUCGCAGAAAGACACGGAGCUGGGGGCUUAUUUCUUUCAACUGGGAAGGCCUCUUCUGGUCUGGAUUUUUAGGACAGCUGGCUCGUUUACAACUUUACUAAAUGCUCUCUAUGCCAAGUAUGAGAUAAACUAA
Drosophila bipectinata is the source of this 1179-nucleotide messenger RNA. RefSeq names its product Odorant receptor 1a (gene Or1a). The record is from RefSeq and is a predicted model, not a curated record. Gene Ontology annotation, cellular component: plasma membrane. Gene Ontology annotation, biological process: detection of chemical stimulus involved in sensory perception of smell; sensory perception of smell. Gene Ontology annotation, molecular function: olfactory receptor activity; odorant binding. NCBI's taxonomy places the organism in Eukaryota, Metazoa, Arthropoda, Insecta, Diptera, Drosophilidae.